Rhagoletis pomonella (apple maggot) is the source of this 941-nucleotide messenger RNA. RefSeq lists its product as uncharacterized. The record is from RefSeq and is a predicted model, not a curated record. Gene Ontology annotation, molecular function: nucleic acid binding; zinc ion binding. Lineage: Eukaryota; Metazoa; Arthropoda; Insecta; Diptera; Tephritidae. The transcript has 2 exons. The coding region runs from base 158 to 646 and encodes 162 amino acids.
UAUCGGCAAGUGGAUCAGCGAGUUCGAGGACAGCGCAAAAGCUUACGGGUACGAUGAGGCAAAAUUCUUAAUCGCGCGACGAUUGCUCACUGGCAGCGCCCAGAUAUUGCUACGCAUAGGCAACAUCGACGGGUGAAAAAAACUUAAACAGCAACUCAUGGAUGAAUUCAAAAGGCCGCUAAGUGUCAAAGACAUCUUCCGUCAGUUGGAAACGCGCGUUUGGGAAAAAUCAGAAACCCUUACGAAUUACGUUCUGAGCAUGCAAGAGCGUGCUCAGUCAGCACCAAUCGAAGAAUACGAAUUGGUGGAAUUCAUCAUUGACGGGCUAAAAGCACUGAUUUUUAGCGGAGUGACGACGAUCGAAAAAUUUAAGAAGUUGAUACCACAAUACGAAAGGCUCCGGGCAUCAACCGAGAAGAAAGUGAGCGCACCAAACUCCAUUGGCGACAUGUCAGCAGUAAGAUGCUACAACUGUUCGCGCUAUGGGCACUACUCCAAGGACUGCGCAGAGAAAAGACGAGCACCCGGGUCUUGUUUUAAGUGUGGAGCGAAGGAGCACCAGUACAGGAACUGCCCCGUCAAGACUGUGGCAGCAUUGGACGACGACGGCGACUUUAGUUCUGUACACUUUAAGGAAAAGCGGUAGCCCUUGUAGUUUCAUCCGACAGUCGUGCAUCCCAGGUACAGCAAAAUACAGUAGAAGUGUGCGUGUAUUUAGUGGGCUCGGGAGAGUUAAAGUGAAUCCGGAAGGGAGCGUAUUUGUUCUUAUUAAAUUUAAAAACAUUGUUAAACCGUUAAAGGUCUACGUACUCACCGAUAACGAAAUGCCUUUUCUACUAUUGUUAGGAAGUGACUUCUUAAAUACUUUUUCCAUACGUUUGUACGUUAACAAUGAAUUGCUCUACUCAAAUAAACAGACUACAUAUAAACUAGAAAACGAA